This is a messenger RNA of Aspergillus steynii IBT 23096, 2610 nucleotides long. RefSeq names its product Sec1 family protein. Gene Ontology annotation, biological process: vesicle-mediated transport; intracellular protein transport. The record is from RefSeq and is a predicted model, not a curated record. Gene Ontology annotation, molecular function: syntaxin binding. Gene Ontology annotation, cellular component: plasma membrane; secretory granule. Bases 191 to 2293 code for a protein of 700 amino acids. The transcript is spliced from 7 exons. NCBI's taxonomy places the organism in Eukaryota, Fungi, Ascomycota, Eurotiomycetes, Eurotiales, Aspergillaceae.
GACAAGCUGCAAGUCAAGCAUCCCUCCCCCGCCCCUGAUCGCAAUUAAUUCUUUAAUUUCCUGUCGUCGGCGCCGGGCUUUUCCCUCGUCCUUUUAACCCUGCCGUGUCGCUCUCGACCCGUCGCUCUGCCGAUUCCCUGGUGUUUCUCAACCCUAUCGAUGCACCGCUGAGGGCUGCCGGUCAGCCAAGAUGAGCUCCUCCAUACUGAAUAUCCAGCACGAUAUCAUCCUUAAUACGAUCCGUUAUACCGCGGGUGAUGAGUGGAAAGUGUUGGUUGUGGAUGAGACCAGCCGGAAAUUGAUUGACAAUGCUGUGAGCGAGGAUGACAUCCUCAACCUCAACGUCACCAAUGUCGAGCAGAUCGAACAUAGGCGGUCGCCCAAUCCUGGGAUGGACGCGCUCUACAUCCUGUCGCCGCAAACGCAUAUCGUGGAUUGCCUGAUGGCCGACUUUGAACGGAAGAGAUACAGGAAAGCGUGGUUGGUCUGGACCGCAGUGUUGGAUCCGCAGCAGCGCGUGCGGCUUGAACGAUCCCAGAUGGCGCAGGAUCAGAUCGCCAGUUUCCGUGUGAUGAAUGCCGACUAUUUCCCGAGGGAAUCGCGCGUCGUCACGUUUCGAGACCCCUGGAGUUUUCCCGUGCUGUUCCACCCCGGAUGUAACCAUUUAAUCAAAGGGCACUUGGAGUCAUUGGCACAGAAGGCUGUGUCGAUCUGCGUGAGUUUGGGAGAGUACCCAACCAUCCGAUACUACCGCCCUAGAACCCCGACCCACGAGGCCAGUGUCUUGUGCUCGCACUUGGCUAGGUUUAUCCAAAACGAAUUAGAUCAAUAUGCCCACUUCCAGCGAGAUUUUCCUCCUCCUUCCCCGCGGCCUCGAGGUGUUCUCCUCGUGGUAGAUCGAUCCAUGGAUCUGAUCGCUCCCCUGGUCCAUGAGUUUACCUACCAGUCCAUGGUACACGACUUGCUGCCGAUCAAAGACGGCGACAAAGUUACAUACAAAACCAUUGUGAACGAGGGCAGUCAAAACGAGGAGGUGAAGGAAAUGGAAAUCAGCGAUCAGGAUCACGUCUGGGUCGAUUACCGACAUCUUCACAUGAAGGACGUUCUUGAGAAGCUGGGUGAAGACUUCGCCAAGUUUAGAGCAGCGAAUCCUCAAUUUGCGGAAGAAAACAACAAAGCCAACGUUAACACGAUCAAGGACAUGUUGGCUGGUCUCACCGAAUUCCAGCAGGGCAGAGAUGCAUACACUUUGCAUCUGAACAUGGCGCAAGAAUGCAUGAAGCUCUUCCAGGAUCACAAAUUGCUCGAAGUGAGCUCGGUGGAGCAAUGCCUGUCUACCGGCCUGGAUGAGAACUAUAAAAAGGCCAAGGGACUCGCGGCACAGCUGGUGCAGCUGCUGGAUGACGACACGGUUGGCCAUCCGGACAGACUGAGGCUGCUGUUGCUUUAUGUCAUAUAUCGAGGGGGUAUUCUUGGUGGUGAUAUCAGGAAGCUUAUGGCCCAUGGCCAACUUCCACCGCAGGACGGAGAAGUCAUCUACAACCUUGAUCUCCUAGGAGCAAGAGCGGAAAAACCUCUCAAAGACGAGAAACCGCCUGUUCAGCCGCUGUUCAAUCGAAAGCCCCCAUCUCCGGCCGAGGCUGACGAGACCAGCCUGACUCGGUAUGAGUUGAAUGUGAAGUUAAUGCUCGAGGAUCUCGUGCGCGGAACACUGGAUUCAACGGUAUUCCCGUUCACUCGACCGCAGACAGAUGCCGAUGGAAUGGGACAGCAGCAAGACGGCCUCUCGCAGGCGUCUCUGCGAAGUGCCAAACCGACAUGGGCCCGAACUCGCUCGGCGGCGGAGCAACCGAAGCAGCGCAUCAUCGUCUUCAUGGCGGGUGGUGCGACCUACGGAGAGACUCGCACCUGCUAUGAAGUCUCGCAAGCGUUUGGCAAGGAUGUUUUCAUGGCAACCUCCCACAUGUUGAGUCCUAGCUUGUUUUUGCGACAGCUCGGGGACCUUAGCACCGACAGGAGACGGUUGGACAUUCCGGCCGAACGUCCCAAACCCACGGCUCCAGCCCAUCUGUUCGAGAGGGAACCGCCACCGCCGCAACCUGCACCCAAGAAACCUCCCCCAAUGCCGAAUCUCAACCCCCCGGUGCCCCCUUCGCAGGCCAUGGGCGCAAUGUCACUAGGACCCAAUGCUCCCAAACCUGCCAAUGGCACGGCCGCCGCUGGCAGUCCUGCGCCCGGCGGGAAACCCCCCAAGGAAAAGAAGGAGAAGAAGCGGCAUCAUUUCUUCAGGUAGUUUCUUUGCUCAAGGCUUUUUGUGCCAGCUGGAGCUAGCAAUGUCUUGACCAGUCCGCAGCCAUGGACACUCGCGAUCUGCGGACGCACCUACUGUUUAAUUAUAGCGCUGCUGUGAUACCAUCUCUCUCCCUCUCCUAUUCUAACUACUCCCUUCUGGGUCUUGUGCACCUCCGGCGCCAUGGCGUCAUCUGGACCUGAGGAAUGGAGUGCUCUUUGACAUUAUCUGACGUUCUUUUGUGGCAUAUUCUCCCAUAAUCAAUUGUAUGUAGCUCAGUUCAGAUAUGUCCUCGUCAUUUAAAAACCGGCCGAACUUCC